This is a messenger RNA of Zychaea mexicana, 607 nucleotides long. RefSeq lists its product as uncharacterized. Lineage: Eukaryota; Fungi; Mucoromycota; Mucoromycetes; Mucorales; Lichtheimiaceae. The record is from RefSeq and is a predicted model, not a curated record. Bases 10 to 252 code for a protein of 80 amino acids. The transcript has 2 exons.
CGCAGAAAAAUGGUCUUUCUGAUUACUGACCUCAUUCCUCUCGUUGCGAUUAUCUUCCUUUGGCUGGUAAGCAGCAAUGUAUUUUGUCUUUUCAUUCUGUACGUGUCCCUCCCUCGAAAACAGAAACGACUGCGAUCACUUCUUCGCCAGUACCUGCAUCAUCAUCUCCAUCUAUGUCGUGUGCCUUUGCAAGACUGUUGUGUCCCAAUCGAUGACGAUUUGUCGUUGAAUUACACGGUAGCUGAUGUAUAAGCACUAUUUCAAAGUAUCAAGGUGCUGCAAAGCAAUGCGAAUCUAUACAAAUUGAUAAACAGGAGUAAAAGUGUGUCCAGUUCAACAAGAGAGAAUCACGUAGCCAGUCAUCGUUCUAAAUCCUAGAGAGGUAUUCAACAAUCGUGCUAAUAACCUGGAAUCAAGAUUUACAACAGUUGAGCUUCAAGAAACCAAAGGAAGUCGAUAGCCUUACAACAACCCCAUUCCACCCACCUUAUGCCACUACCGUCGUAUUUUUAUUGUCGAUGUAGUCGAUGACCGCCACUGUCUGGAGACUUUCCAGGCGUGGUAUCAUUUGACGAUUUUUUUUUGUAUAUAUACGUAGUGAGAACAG